CUCGUCAGUGCUCAGUCGGUCUCGCGGCGUCAUGCGCGCGCGUCGCUGUCGAUUUCAAAUCUGAACCGAGUCGUGUCUUGAGAAUAACAGCAGUGUUGAUAGUGGAUAUGUUGUGUGGUUAUGCUUGAUCGAAUUUUGGACAUGGUCGCCCGUUUGGUGUCAGGCACCAGUGCUCUGUAGCGGUUGCGUCGUCCCUUUACACCACAAUAAUUAUAUGUACGUGCUAAUCGCGAUUAUAUCCAAUAAUUAUCAUAAGCAAUCGACACAACUGCUAUUUCACUAACAUUUCCAUAAAGUGAAUGACAGUGACACUAUGAAGAACAAGUGAUACAAAUGUAAAAUCGUCUUCUGAUUUCCAAAAUGAACCGCGAUUACUAUAGAGUGAUGUACAAUAGAAACUCGAACCGUCCCACGCGUGAUAUUCUCGACAAUGAGACUGAGUUCAAUGCUAACCAAUUCAAACUUUACGAUGACUUCACAACAGACCUCCGCAUUAACUUUAACUCGAUUAGAAACUUCCACGAAGUUAUGAGAAACGAGAGACGAAGAGCCGAUCUGAACGAUUCCGGCGUCGAUCUCGAGAACGGAAAUCCACUGGAUGACGUUACCGCUAACGAUAGAGAUUUGUUGGAGAACGAAGUUAUGGUAGAUCCUUGGAGCAGUAUGGACUCAUCCAAUUCGCCAUUAACAGAUUCCGGACCAUCAGCUAGCGACGACUGCACUCCGUCUACCUCCAGUGAAACACGAAAUCCUAUAAAUGUCUCAUCUCCAGAAUCACCGGACACGCGCCGCAAACGGGAAUCAAAGGACACGCAGAAUACGUAUCAGGCCAAACAGAAACAAAUCGCAGACAAGGCGCGUGCCCGUGACUUCACACUGGACUUAGAGACGUUACCAGACGCCAUACCCCGCCGCUCAAACUUUCUCGAUGACGAGUUUCAACUUCAUUUAAAAACUAAUUUAGAAUGUAGGAUUCCAAAACCUCAUUUUUUAGACCACUCUCCGUCACCCGAUGAAUUUGACGAACGAAGCGAUAUCACCAAUCCCAAUUUCCUUGAAGAUGACGAUGUCGAUGAUAAUCAAGUACAAAAGAAAGGAGCUCUUCCAAAAAGACAGACGAAACCUCAGUCUUCCUCACAAGACGAUAGGCCACAUCGAACUAGUUAUCGAAGCGCUUUACAUUACGGACUCGAAAACGCAGCUAGAUCGAGUGAACGGCAUAAAAGAGCAUCCCAGCUGUAUACCGGGACCUGGCCGGGAGAACGUGACGUGUGGACAGGUCAUGAUACUUCGAGCGUUCGCAGCUUCUCGAGCAACGGUUCCAGUGACUGUCCCAGACCAUCGUCAAAUCUAGAAAACAAAAUGGAGUGCGUGUGCUCCUUGAUUUCCCUGCUCAGUUUAUCUCCCGAAAACAAUGCAGAUUUGAGCGGACCACUUUUAGAUAUGAGCAGGUCAGUCGAAAGUUGUAUAGCAAUGCGACAAGCUGGUUGUAUACCACUAUUAGUGCAAUUAAUUCAUUGUAAAGUCGCCAGAGAAACUAGAGACCGCGCCGCUAAAGCGCUGAGAAACAUUAUUCACACACAGACAGAUGACAAAGCGGGUAGGCGAGAGGCCCGGGUGUGGAGGCUAUUAGAACAAGUCAGAGAGUACUGUUACUCCUUGGAAGAUAUAGUAGAAAAUAGGAAAGAAGGGAAGGAAGCGUUAGAGGACGAUACGACAAAACAUCCAAGUCAAAGCGUGGCCGCUUUGAUGAAGUUAUCGUUCGAUGAAGAACAUAGACAUGUCGUCUGCCAGCUCGGGGGUCUCCAGGCGUUAGCGGCGUUAGUGAGCGGAGACCAAGCGGCACACGGGAGCAGAACCGAUGACAGCACGUGUUUGACGAUGCGAAAAUACGCGGGAAUGACUUUAACCAAUUUAACGUUCGGCGACGGAAACAAUAAGUCGUUACUUUGCUCGUUUAAAGAUUUUAUGAUGGCGCUCGUCGAACAAUUGGAGUCGCCCAAUGACGACAUGCGACAGGUCACCGCUGCCGUCCUAAGGAACUUAUCUUGGCGCGCGGACACGAACAGCAAGCAAGUCCUCCGAGAAGUUGGCGCAGUAAAAGGUCUCACCGAGGCCGCCAUGACCUGUCAAAAGGAAGCCACGCUCAAAUCGGUGCUUUCCGCUCUAUGGAACCUCACAGCGCACUGCUCCAUGAACAAAGUGGCUCUGUGUUCGGUGGACGGAGCUCUAGGCUUCCUAGUAGAUAUGCUCAGUUACAACUCUCCCACGAAAACUUUAGCGAUCGUCGAGAACGCAGGUGGCAUCAUGCGGAAUGUGUCCAGUCACAUUGCCGUCCGCGAAGAUUACAGACAGAUUCUCCGCGAGAGAAAUUGUUUGAGUGUUCUUCUUCAGCACCUCAAGUCUCCGAGCCUGACCGUAGUCAGCAACUCUUGCGGCACUCUGUGGAAUUUGUCCGCGAGGUGCCCGCUAGAUCAGCAGUUUCUGUGGGACCAAGGGGCGGUGCCGAUGCUCAGGAGUCUCAUACACUCGAAACACAAAAUGAUAGCUAUGGGAUCGAGCGCCGCUCUCAAAAAUCUUUUGAAUUCGAAACCCGGAAAGACGCACAUAAUAUCUUUGGACACGACGGCGAGAAACAUGAACUUGCCGGCGUUACCGACUCUGGGUGCCAGAAAACAGAAAGCGCUAGACCAAGAAUUGGACCAAAAUUUAGCCGAAACCUGUGAUAAUAUAGAACCGGCGACGUCUCCGUCGACGAGCAACCGAGAAGAAAAGAAUCUCUUCGUCGCCACGGAAAGGCAAAUAGCGAUGAAUCUGGAGAGACAUAGGAUGACGUCCAGUUCUCCCUUAAUGGGGACACUAGCGUCGCAGAUAUCGUUGAGUCAUAGUGCUAAUCUGGCUAGCUAUUUAAGUUGCAGCAACACGUUGCUGAAGGGAGCGUUAACAUCUCGCUCGGCCAGCGGAGGCAGUGCCAAUGACGUCAAUAGAUCAGACAGCAAAGAUUCAGUGACGAGCACGCAUUCUGAUUCGGUCUUCGAAAAAGUGAUGCGGACUGGAAAAGUGCCUGUUCCGACGCCGAGGAAUAGGGAUCUCAUGAAAGCCGAUAGCGCCGAGGGGCCGCAGGGCUAUGGAGCGCUCUCAAAGAACGCAGCUCCCGUCCCUCCGCCGCGUAGCUCGACAGAUUCGAGAACUAAUUAUACAGAAUCCGGUUAUGACGUCGACCAGGAUUCUUGUGACCAACCUAUCGAUUUUAGUAGAAAAUACUCGGAGACCAAAAUAGUCGAAUCCGAACCUGUCGACAAAGUGAAGAUUCCAAACAAAAAGUACACAAAGAAAGAGAGCGGCACCUUUGGCGAUUAUCAAGAAACGGACUUGGAUCAACCUACCGAUUAUUCCCUUCGCUACGCCGAACACCAGUCGGAGACCGGGUCAGAUAUUUCGGAACCACCCGGGCCUUCGAUCAACGAGGACACCAUAAAACACUUCGCCACGGAGGGCACUCCUUACGAGACUCCCAUAAUCUUCUCCACGGCGACGUCUAUGUCCGAUUUACGCGUGAUCGGCAAAGACGGAAAGCCGAAAACGUCCGGCGUAAAGGAGAACCCUGAAGUUAUGACACAUUCCGAUGAAAAAGACACUUGUUCGAUCGAAGAUCCCCCGAGGCACGAUAACGACGUGGCCAUGUCGACUCCGCAAACGUCCGAACCGGUUCCGGAUAAGAGGGAGAUAUUCGACACGAAAUUCAGCUCGGGGACGAUCAGUCCGGAGAAACCCGUCAACUACUGCGACGAGGGUACCCCCGGAUAUUUCUCCAGAGUCAGCUCCCUGAGCAGUAUAGGCGAGCCGACCGAAGAGGACUGCCUGGCCAAGAGAAACGCCCAGGCCACCAUCAACGUCGAUCCCGGCCUACGAGAUCGAAGCACUGGCAGUUCCGGAAAAGACAAAGAAGCUGCGAAAGCGGUGACGUUCGCCAGUGAGCCGGUGGAAAUGCAGGACGCGUCGGGGACGACGUCGGCGCGGACAUCUUCGCCCCAACGCUUCAUCGAGGAGACCCCGCUCAUGUUCUCGCGAUCGAGUUCAUUGGGUUCCGUACCCGAGUGUGAGCAUCAGGACGAUCAGGGCUCCGUGGUUUCCGAAGUUAGCCGGCUAACUUCGGGAUGCAUAUCCCCGAGCGAGAUCCCCGAUUCUCCGGGUCAGAGCGUCCCGCUGUCCCCUCGGUCUCGGCACAGGGCUCGAGAUCCGCCGACGGAACCCCCCACGCCCCCUCCGCCGGAUUGCGUCGCGGGCUCGGUGUUCGAGGAGCGCGUGUCCCGGUUCGUGGUGGAGAACACUCCGGCGCAUUUCUCUCGGAACACCAGCCUCUCCAGCCUCACCAUCAACGACGAGCCUAAGUCGUCUCCUUUGGCCGACACGACCAAUCCGGACGCCGACACGUCAGCGGAAAAUAUCGAGCCCGAAGUGGACGAUGACGACGGAGACCCGGACCUCCUUCCCGAUCUGGGCGGAUUCAACAAGCGACCGAAAGGCAAUCAGACCCCCGGAGACACGUGCAAAGUGUACUUCACCGAGGACACGCCCGCCGUCCUGUCGAAGGCGGGCAGCAACUCCAACCUGUCGGUGCUCUCCGUGGAGUCCUCGGCCGUGGGGCUUCGCCCCGCCGACACCUCGGAUAGCUCCAACCUGAGCGACGCGGGAGAUCUGCUCGAGGAGUGCAUCCGGAAGGGCAUCGCCCAGGUGGUGAAGAACAAAGGGCCUUCGUCCGACGCGUCCCCGGUCCACGCCCACCGCGUCAGGGACGACGUUUACAGGUCGCUGCCGUCCUAUCUGCGCUCCUCCACGGAGACCGUUCUGGCGUCCCACGACCAGGCCCUGGCCAGAAGCGUGCGGGACAGCGUGAGUCCCUCGGGCCCCCCUCCGCUGCCCCCCAAGACGCCUCCCCGAGCCCCUCCGAGGCCCCCCGCCGUCCACUCUGCGCCGCGCUUCGACGAAGUCGCGAGUGCGGAACGGCGGAGCGAGCCCGAGCACCCCGGCGCGACGACUCUCGCCGGGAACGACUCGCUCAGCUCCCUCAGUCUGGACUCCUUCGGCUCCACGGACAGAGAGAUCUUCGAGGAGACCGUCGAGGCGGGGCUGUCCAGCGUCAAGCCCGACGCCCGCUACGUCGACGACCGUUCCGGGGGAAAGGCUCGCUCCGGGGUCGACGCGCAGCCGAGGCACCACAAGUCCCUGGACAGAAGCGACAAAAUCACCCGGCUCGAGCUCCGACUGCGGGACCCCGAUUUUGACCGCCGGACGUGGUCCGACGGCGCCAAGGGGGCGGGGCCGGGGCCCCGUCUCGGGGAGGGGUCCGCCCGCGCCGGGCGGCGGCUCGGUCGGCUUCGCGACGGCGGCCCUCCCGGGUUACCGGCCGGGGUCGACCGCGGGCGGGACCGGAGCGACUCGCCGAGCUCGCUCAGCAACGACUCCUUCGGCUCCACAGACAAGGAGGUGUUCGAGAGGUGCGUGCGCAUGGGCAUGACGAAGCCGGCCGAGAGGCGCGGCCGAAGCGACGACCGUCUCGAGGCGCGAGAGUCCAGACGCCGCAAGAAGGAGAAGACGCGCGGAGCCCUCGACAGGAUGGUCGGCGAGGAGUACUCCAGGGACCGAGCCGUCCUCGAGGAGGCGAUCGCCCGCGGCGCCGGCGAGCGCCGGAGUCGGCCGCGCAGCCCCGACGAGGAGUCGAAGUCAAAAAACGUUCCGGCGCCGCCUGCGCUUCUCGCGGUCGCAGGCGCGCGCGCCGAUCCCGCGCGAGAAACUGGCUCUGACCCGACCGACUUCGACGUUCGAUCGCACUCCAUCAUCUUUUUCAGACCGACCGAGCGGGCCGCGGUCCACUCGGACGCCGCCCUCGAGGCCGAAAUCGGUCGGUCCAACGAGUGCCUCGCCCCGGAGACCGCCGACGCGACCGUCGAGUCGGAGAAAGGCGAGCUCGACAGAUCCAACGAGUCGUACGCCGACGUGUCGGAGGGCUCCCGGAGCGACGACUCCCAUCGGCAGGGCGACGCGGGGACGCUGACCCGCAAGGGCGCCGACGAAGUCUCCAAGCACGACACGUGGAACGAGAACACCUGUCCCGACGACGUCACGUUCCCGACCGUCAGCGGAUCGGUCCAUCUGAUGACGUCCGUCGGGAGCGAUCCGGGAGACCCGGCCUCCGCCCUCCCCGACCUGCUCGAGAAGAGUGACGCUCGUCGUAUAUUUUUGCGACCCGAUCUGACGGAUGAACUCGGCGACGCGAAGGGCGAGGACCGACCGCUCUUGGACGACGUGCCGGAGCCCAGUUACACGUCGCUCGUGGAAGACGGCGAACAGAAGUUCGACUCGCUGAUGGCGGACGCGAUAGAGAUGGAGGCGGCCCGGCUGGCGGCGCAGCUGAAGCUGUCCCUGGAGAACGCGACGUCGACCUCGACCUCUAUGGAUCUGGAUCGCGUGAAUCCGCCCUCGAACUUGGGAAGCCUGCUCUCGUUGAGUGCCUCCGGGCAGUGGGAUGACGCGUCCGCGCACACGCCCAAAAGGAGCCAAAAGACUAGGAAGAAGUCCCUCCCGGUCGCGUCCAUGGUGAAGCGGGCGCUGAGUAACUCUCAUCAUUUGGGCAGCUCCGAACAUCUCGACCUCCACCAUGUCACCUUUCUAGAUAACGUCAAACCGCCUUCCGAGAUGGAGAACGUCGACAUGGAAGGGAGCAUGAUAUCCGUGUCCAGCAUCGUCUCGGAAGUGGCCGAUCCGAAAGAUAGGCCGCCGAUCGUCUUCGACUUCGGACAACCCGUGCGAGAUUUUCCUCUCUGUCCCGCCCUGACCGGCGCGUUCCACGACCUGGACAAAGUCAACCCGCCCUCACUUUUCGACGAGAUGGUGGAGUCCACUCUGGAACUGGAGCAGACGACCGCGCAACGCGUCUUCGAAGACUGCGAAUCCACGUUGAACGUCGUCACCGACAUCCCCUCCGGUUCGGACGACUGCACGCCUCUGCCUUCCGACGUCGGCAGCGCCGAAUCGACUCCGAAGAGGCUGAGAAACCCCGCGUACUUGACGCCGAAAGACAAACGAAGAGUAUCCAACGACAGAUAUCAAACUUACACGAUUAAAGAUACGGUUUUGCCGAACGAGUUCACUCUGGAGACCGAGGAACCGGAGGAGUAUCUCACUUGGACCAAAUCCGAAAGCGACAGAUCCGAGGAAUACGUGACCGCCAAUUCCGAAUCCCAGUCGAAGAGGCGAGUGAGCGCGAAGCAACGGCGUCUGGAGGACAGAGCUAGGUACCAGACCCAGACGGUCGACGUUCGCGACGUAUUGGCGCCCGAAGCAUCCGCGUCCGUCCGUCCGAAGGGGGUCGAUCCCGAAAUAGAAAGUCUGAAGCGACGAUUGGCCGCGAAGAAGACGAUCAAACAGAAGCGCAUAGAAGACGCCGAGAGGUACAGAACUAGAACGCUCAGCGAGGACAUCCCUCCCUCCCCUACGUUCGUCACGAAGGAUGCUAAUUUUGAAAAUGUCGAAACUACGACCGGCUACGACAGCUUAUCCUCGAACGAACCGAAUCAUCAACAGAUAUUGGACGAACGAAACUGUGACGACGUCUUUAGAGAUGUCGACAGCGGACACAACGAGGAUGACUUCGAGUUGAAUGCUGCUCACCUAGAGACGUACACCAAAAGUUUUCGGAACUAUCUGCCGGUCGUAGAGAGUCCGGCCUCGGUGGACUUGUGCGUGGUCAACAAUUUGAAAAACAUUGAAAUGACAGCGUCGUAUCGGCGAGCGUUACAAAGCGAUAAAAAUCAAAAUCCGAGCACUAGCGACUUCGCGAGUCUGGAAGGCGACACCAAUUCUGAAGGCCGAGCUCGAUCUGAAUCGGAUACAGAGGUGAAUUCGAAUCCACCGAAACCCAAAAUAGUCAAGCCGGAAUUUCGAAGGGACAAAAGUUUGGACUCCAACGACUCGGGUGAUAGAGAGCAGGAGAGUCCGAAGCCCGUCAGAGGGAGGAAGAAAGCCGUCUACGUAUCUCCGUAUCGGAGAAACACGCCGGCGCCCAAGAAAGCCGCGAUCCCCCAAGUGAAGCCCGUUCCGAAAACGAACACUCCAAAACCGUCCACGUCUCCCAAAUCAAAUUUAUCUUCCAAACCGAUUAAAACUCCACCGAAAGUCGCGAGUGCUAAUUCUUCCCCUAAAAAGUCAUUUCCGAGUCAACCUCUCACCAAAACGACGCAAAAGGUUUCGGCGACACCCUCCGCCGGCAAAUCCGCGCCUCUGGUUCGACAGGGAACCUUCACUAAGGAAGAGAGUUCAGUUCCACCUAAGAAUCUUCCGAUACAAGAAGCGAAGACCACCUCGGGCGCAAGAAGCGCGACGUCUCCGACAAAACCGUCGGCCAACACGUCUCCUUCGAGGCUUCCUCAGUUCAGCCGCCCGCGAGCGCAGACUUCGAAAGCGACACCCAGACCGAACCAGACCAAGACUUCGGCCCGACGCAACGAAACCGCUUUAAAAAACUCCCCGUCCAGCCAGAGCCUACAGAGCAACGACAGCGGGAAGACCGUCGUCCUCGCCCGAGGCUCUCGACAGGGCAGCGCCUCCAGCUUCAACUCGAGUUCUUCGCCGAAACAGAAGGACGUCGAGAGUAAAAUAGCAAGUCUCUGGAGGAGAGCGGAACAGACGCGCAAGUUGCCCGCGAGGAGCGACCAACCGACCGAAGCGCCAAAACUGAUCAGAAGCUCCACUUUCGAGGGCCGACCCGAGCGGGCGGUCUCCGCGGCGACGAAACAGAAGACCGCGAUAGGCCUCAGAAUAUCUCAAAUACCCAGCCCCAGGCCCAAGUCGACUCCGGCCGCGAAGCCCGUCGGAGCCCUCAAGAGACCGGCUUUCGCCAAGGGACCGAGAAGACCGAGCGGACAAGUGACGUCAUGAACGCUCUCUUCGUGCAAUACAUAGACCGACUCUUCUCAUAUUUAUAUAUGUAUAUCUGUUGCAUUUAUUCAAUUAGUAAUCUGCCCCCCUUAGGAGGGAGCACUCGCGAGUCUAAUUCGGUAUUUGGCAAGCGUAACAGUAUGUUUCGAGUCAGUUCUGCGGCGUAAGGUGAACUUAAUCCGACAAAACGUUAAACUCGACGAAUGUAAAUAGUUCGCUUCGUCGACCGAGUUAACCGACUUAGGGUUACCAUUUCGCAUAUUUGUAUAUUUUCAUAAUAGCGUAAGGUCACAAGGUAUCGGAGUAAAAACGGCGACAUAUUGAGCUAUGUCUACUUUUUUACGUCUAGUCAGAUAUUCGGAUAAGCGAAGGUUUCAAUCGGCUUUUAGGAAAGCUUCCGCCAAAACAUUCAGUUUCGGUCAAACGAAUCCGCUCGCUUCGCCGAUUUCUAUCGAACCAAAUGUAUUCACGGUAGUUCCACAAAUCACUUCCACGUCUAAUGGCUUAGAACUGAUUUUACUGACUUUUUACUUUAUAUAAUACUUUAGUUCUGUUUCGACAAACAUAGGUUAUGUGAACCCGUUUAGCUAAAUACAUUUAUGAUUAGUUCGUAAGGUGCGUAUUUGAUAAUAAUAAAAACUACAUCAAGCCAAA
This is a messenger RNA of Pieris rapae (cabbage white), 9591 nucleotides long. RefSeq lists its product as uncharacterized. Bases 361 to 8937 code for a protein of 2858 amino acids. Lineage: Eukaryota; Metazoa; Arthropoda; Insecta; Lepidoptera; Pieridae. The transcript is spliced from 13 exons. The record is from RefSeq and is a predicted model, not a curated record. Gene Ontology annotation, biological process: nervous system development; cell migration; negative regulation of microtubule depolymerization. Gene Ontology annotation, molecular function: gamma-catenin binding; microtubule binding; beta-catenin binding. Gene Ontology annotation, cellular component: cytoplasmic microtubule; beta-catenin destruction complex; catenin complex.